AUGCUCGGUUGCGAUGGAAACGUGCUUAACUCUCGUCUGUCAUGCCUCGGACAAAGUUACCAUCUUCGCCAGUUCAUCCCGAUAGACUCUGCGUGCACCAGUUUCGAGCGGCUCACGUCAAGAGACAAUCAAGAAACAGGUACAAGACUGACAUUAAUGGCUCCAAGUGUCUACACCUCGAUGGUAUCCCAUUUACAAGGUCAACCCUGUCUCGGAGUGCGUAAUCUCCGAGACUUCUCGGCUCACAUGGGACAUACCCACGGGUCCGUUAAGCUCACAUUUUUGCUUGACGAGUGA
Molecule: messenger RNA, 297 nt
Organism: Protopolystoma xenopodis
Lineage: Eukaryota; Metazoa; Platyhelminthes; Monogenea; Polystomatidea; Polystomatidae
Source: the annotation of a GenBank genome assembly